Camellia sinensis is the source of this 792-nucleotide messenger RNA. The record is from RefSeq and is a predicted model, not a curated record. Lineage: Eukaryota; Viridiplantae; Streptophyta; Magnoliopsida; Ericales; Theaceae.
AUGGUAUGGUUGGGCGUAGAAAAAGCAAAGGCUAUUAUUCAUGGAGAUCACUCAUUAUCGUUUGACCAGCUGCGGUGGUAUUCAAAUGCUGUGAUGCGCUACAAUCCGGGAAGUUAUGUCAAUAUUGAUUAUAACGCAAAUAGAACAUUCCUUAAAGAAAAGUACAAAGGUCAGCUACUUUCAGCAACGAUGAAAGAUGAAAGCAAUGAGACCACGACCAAUUGGUCGUGGUUCUUGGACGAACUUGGGAAGGUUGUUGAUGGUAAGCGUCAGAUUACUUUUAUUUUAGAUCGUAAUCUUGGUCUGUUAGAAGCUAUGCCAAAGGUGUUCUUAUUGGCUCACCAUGAUUAUUGUUUACAACACUUGAAGAACAAUUUAAAAGACCAGAUGAAAGGAAUUGAUAAUGGAUUUAGGGAUCACCUAGUUAGUAGUUUGGGUAACUGUACUUGCGAGCCAACUAUGGUAGGGUUCCAUGAAAAGCUUGAGAAAUUAAAAGAGGCAGGUAAGCAACGAGCACAUAAUUUUUUCAAAGACUUGGCACCUGAGCACUGGGCGAAUUCAUACUUCAGGGGCAUGCGUUAUGGGGAGAUGACAUCUAAUGCGGCAGAGUCAUUUAAUAAUUGGAUUAAAGAAGCACGCAAUCUUCCUAUCACUCAAAUGGUGGACACAAUUCGUACUCAGUUGAUACGGCAAAUGUCUGCACGGCGUGACCAAGAAACAAGUGGAAUGAGAAGCAAAUCAGACAUACUGGACAUAUCAGAUAAAUCAGGCAGACAAUGGCGCGUGACCUAA